Molecule: messenger RNA, 6147 nt
Organism: Callithrix jacchus (white-tufted-ear marmoset)
Lineage: Eukaryota; Metazoa; Chordata; Mammalia; Primates; Cebidae
Gene: SUGP2
Product: SURP and G-patch domain containing 2
Biological process (GO): RNA processing
Cellular component (GO): nucleoplasm
Molecular function (GO): RNA binding
Source: RefSeq, a predicted model, not a curated record
UGGUGGGUGGGUCCCGGGGUGGGAGGCACGGACUCGGCCUCGGGGGCCCGCCCCGGGCUCCGUCAUGGCGUCGCAGGCUCGGCCCUCUCGCUGCGGAGGUGGCCGCGUCCCAGCUGGGUUGGCCUGGGUGACCGGCUGCGGCCUCCGGGGCCCGGCGCCCCCAUUUUCUCUCCCUCAGAGGCGGGGAGACGGCGGGCCGCGUCUAGAAAGGCUCAUUGGUUCAGUCGUUCAUUCAUUCCUCCCAAACUCUGGGGGUCCCGCUCGUGAGGAUUUAACGGCGCCCAGCGCUGCAUCGGGCCCUUCCCCUUUUUCGAACCGGUUCAGCCCCCAUAGCAGCCCCUUUACUAGCUGCCCAUUCCAUAGUUGGGGAAACAGGGGCACAGAAAGCUUAGGAUCGUGGCAAAAUAACAUGGCAGCCAGACGAAUUACACAGGAGACUUUUGAUGCUGUGUUACAAGAAAAAGCCAAACGAUACCACGUGGAUACCAGUGGUGAGGCUGUAAGCGACACUCUUCAGUUCAAAGCUCAAGAUCUCUUAAGGGCAGUCCCAAGAUCCAGAGCAGAGAUGUAUGAUGACGUUCACAGCGAUGGCAGAUACUCCCUCAGUGGAUCUGUAGCUCACUCUCGAGACGCUGGAAGAGAAGGCCUGCGAAGUGACGUAUUUCCAGGGCCUUCCUUUAGAUCAAGCAACCCUUCCAUCAGUGACGACAGCUACUUUCGCAAAGAGUGUGGCCGGGAUCUGGAAUUUUCUCACUCUGAUUCCCGGGAGCAGGUCAUUGGCCACCGGAAAUUGGGACAUUUCCGUUCUCAGGACUGGAAAUUUACGCUCCGUGGUUCUUGGGAGCAAGACUUUGGCCAGCCAAUUUCUCAAGAGUCCUCUUGGUCACAGGAGUAUAAUUUUGGUCCCUCUGCAGUUCUGGGGGACUUUGGAUCUUCCAGGCUGAUGGAGAAAGAGUGUUUGGAGAAGGAGAGUCGGGAUUAUGACGUGGACCAUCCCGGGGAGGCUGACUCCGUGCUCAGGGGCAGCAGCCAAGUCCAGGCCAGAGGCCGAGCUCUAAACAUAGUUGACCAGGAAGGUUCCCUCCUAGGAAAGGGGGAGACUCAGGGCCUGCUCACAGCUAAGGGGGGUGUUGGGAAACUUGUCACCUUGAGAAAUGUGAGCACAAAAAAAAUACCCACCAUGAAUCGUAUUACUCCUAAAACUCAGGGCACUAACCAAAUCCAGAAAACCACUCCAAGUCCUGAUGUGACCCUGGUGACAAACCCAGGGACAGAAGAUAUCCAGUUCCCCAUUCAGAAGAUCCCUCUGGGGCUGGAUCUGAAGAAUCUUCGGCUCCCCAGAAGAAAGAUGAGCUUCGACAUCAUAGAUAAGUCUGAUGUUUUUUCAAGAUUUGGGAUAGAAAUAAUCAAAUGGGCAGGAUUCCACACUAUAAAAGAUGAUAUUAAAUUUUCCCAACUUUUCCAGACUCUCUUUGAACUUGAAACAGAAACCUGUGCUAAAAUGCUCGCCUCAUUCAAAUGUUCCUUAAAACCAGAGCACAGAGAUUUUUGCUUUUUUACUAUCAAAUUUUUAAAGCACUCUGCUUUGAAAACACCCAGAGUUGAUAAUGAGUUUUUAAACAUGCUUUUAGACAAAGGUGCUGUGAAGACCAAAAAUUGCUUUUUUGAAAUUAUAAAGCCCUUUGACAAGUACAUAAUGAGACUUCAAGACCGGCUUCUGAAGAGUGUCACACCUUUGCUUAUGGCCUGCAAUGCCUAUGAGCUGAGUGUCAAGAUGAAGACCCUCACUAACCCCCUGGACUUGGCUCUUGCCCUGGAAACCACCAAUUCUCUCUGCCGGAAGUCUCUGGCCCUUCUGGGGCAGACAUUUUCCUUGGCCUCUUCUUUCCGGCAAGAAAAAAUCUUAGAAGCUGUCGGCCUGCAAGAUAUAGCUCCCUCUCCUGCUGCAUUUCCAAACUUCGAAGACUCCACUUUGUUUGGGAGAGAGUACAUAGACCACCUGAAGGCCUGGCUGGUCAGCAGCGGGUGUCCCCUCCAGGUUAAGAAAGCCGAACCAGAGCCGGCACGAGAGGAGGAGAAAAUGAUUCCUUCUAUCAAACCCGAAAUUCAGGCCAAGGCCCCAAGUAGUCUCAGUGAUGCUGUCCCUCAGCGAGCAGAUCACAAGGUAGUGGGGACCAUCGACCAGCUUGUGAAACGUGUCAUCGAAGGCAGCCUGUCUCCCAAAGAGAGAACUCUUCUCAAGGAGGACCCUGCUUACUGGUUUUUGUCUGAUGAAAAUAGCCUGGAGUAUAAAUACUACAAGCUGAAGUUGGCAGAAAUGCAGCGGAUGAGCCACAACUUGCGAGGAGCCGACCAGAAGCCGACCUCGGCAGAGUGUGCGGUGCGGGCCAUGCUGUAUGCCCGGGCUGUUCGCAACCUCAAGAAGAAACUGCUGCCAUGGCAGCGGCGGGGGCUCCUCCAUGCUCAAGGUCUCCGGGGCUGGAAGGCGAGGAGAGCAACCACCGGGACCCAGACCCUCCUAUCCUCAGGAACCAGGCUGAAACACCAUGGCCGGCAGGCUCCAGGCCUCUCGCAGGCAAAGCCAUCCCUGCGAGACAGAAAUGAUGCUGCCAAGGAUUGCCCUCCAGACCCAGCCAGACCCUCUCCUCAGGACUCCAGCGCAGAAGCCUCAGGCCCAUCCCCCAAGCUAGCAGGAGUGGACAUCUCUGCAGCACCUCAGACCUCUUCUCCCUGCCCAUCUACUGACAUUGACAUGAAGACAUUGGAGACUGCAGAGAAACUGGCUAGAUUUGUUGCUCAGGUGGGACCAGAGAUCGAACAAUUCAGCAUAGAAAACAGCACCGAUAACCCUGACCUGUGGUUUCUACAUGACCAAAAUAGUUCUGCUUUCAAAUUCUAUCGAAAGAAAGUGUUUGAACUAUGUCCGUCAAUUUGUUUCACGUCAUCUCCACACAACCUGCACACCGGUGGCCCUGACACCACGGGUUCUCAGGAGAGCCCGAUGGACCUCAUGGAAGGGGAAGGAGAGUUUGAAGGUGAGCCCCCUCCUCGGGGGGCUGAGCUGGAGAGCCUAGAGGUAAUGCCUGAGGAGGAGGAGGAGGACGACGAUGAGGAUGGUGGAGAGGAGGCCCCUGCUUCUGGAGGGACGGGCAAGUCUGGGGGCAGCACCCCUGCUGACGGCCUUCCCAGUGAGGCUGCCGAGGAGGACCUGGCUGGAGCACCUGCCCUGUCACAGGCCUCCGCAGGUACCUGCUUCCCCCGGAAGAGGAUCAGCAGCAAGUCAUUGAAGGUUGGCAUGAUUCCAGCUCCCAAGAGAGUGUGUCUCAUCCAGGAGCCAAAAGUCCAUGAACCAGUUCGAAUUGCCUAUGACAGGCCUCGGGGUCGUCCCAUGUCCAAAAAGAAGAAACCCAAGGACUUGGACUUCGCCCAGCAGAAGCUCACCGAUAAGAACCUGGGCUUCCAGAUGCUGCAGAAGAUGGGCUGGAAGGAGGGCCAUGGCCUGGGCUCCCUUGGAAAGGGCAUCCGGGAGCCUGUCAGCGUGGGAACCCCCUCGGAAGGGGAAGGGUUGGGUGCUGACGGGCAGGAGCACAAAGAAGACACAUUCGACGUGUUCCGGCAGAGGAUGAUGCAGAUGUACAGACACAAGCGGGCCAACAAAUAGAUCAAAAGCACUGAUGAGAAAGAUAAGCCCUGAAGCAGCAAUUGCCCUUAAAACAGCAUCCCUGCCCUGGAUCGGCCUGGAGCCAGUGCCCAAGGACGGUUUGGUGUGUACGUGACAACACGUCUCUGCAGUCUCUGGGGCGGAGGUUUCGCUGGCUUUUCUUUCUCUCAAAGAAAAAAAAACAUGCACCAUUUUCAAUGUGCUUUUGCCUCUCCUCUCUCUCCACAUGCUUUUAGCAGCAAGUCCCCUCCAAAUCCGUCUUGGUUCCCCUUCAGAAGGUGGUGCUGCCCCUGAAAGGCACCUCAGCCUGUGAGUGCUGAGGAACCAGCUGCUCUGGCUGGUUUUCCAGUCGGACGGGCCGUUGCUCUCCAGAAGUGCUCUGUUAGCAAACGUGAUGUGGAAACGAUCACAGAUGGUGUUUUCUCAUUAUUCUCCAGAAUUUAUACGGGGGAGACAAAUCGGUAAUUACCAAGUCUGCACUCGGGUACCAAAGCUCUGAAGCUCUCUGAACGGUUGCCAUACUUGAUUUGAUGAAUGUGUUAUUCAUGGCAUCUCUUCUCUUAGAUGCAUCUUGAGAGACGUAAUGAAAUUUUAGCAACAGUGUAGAAUAGCUAUCUCGGGUGGGAAGUAAUCGUUAAACUGAGGAAACUGGCCCCAGAUUGACGGCGUCUUUUUAGAAUCCACAGUGUAAGCAAACCACAGUUACCAAGGGGUGGGGUUGUAAGCCCUCCGAGACUUUGCACUUUUCGCAGGUGUGGCUGCAUCAAGUGCUGUCUUAUUACAGCCUUUGUAAGGAGAGGCAGGCUCCUCCUGGGGUGGGCUCUGCAGCUGCUCCAUUUCCAGGCGUGUGAUCGCUGCCACUCCAGAUUCUCCAGCACUCCACUGCCUGUAACUACUCAAUUCUCCACUCAUUCUUCCUCGUAAAGCAGCAUUGAAGUUUUAAGUACAGGCAAAAUCUGGAAAACUUAGGAUCCUCCUCACACCACAGGAUUAGGGAACACAGCAAUGGCUAGGGCAUCAGCCACAGAAUUGAGCGGGAAAUGCCACUUGUGUUGGUUGUAAAAAAUCCUGGCUUUGGCCAGGCACAGUGGCGCAAGCCUGUAAUCCCAGCACUUUGAGUGGCCAGGGCAGGUGGAUCACCUGAGGUCAGGAGUUCAAGAUCAGCCUGGCCAACAUGGUGAAAGCCCGUCUCUACUAAAACAAAAAAUUAGCCGGGCGUGGUGGUGGGCACCUGUAAUCUCAGCUACUCAGAAGGCUGGGGCAGGAAAAUCACUUGAACCCAGGAGGCAGAGGUUGCAGUGAGCUGAGAUCAUGCCAUUGCACGCCUGGACAACAGGAGUGAAACCCCAUCUCAAAAAAAGAAAAAAUAAAUCCUGGCUUUCUUUAAGCCAUAGACCUCCUAGGCUAUGGUCACAGCUCCUUGUCUGCCUGGUCCCCAUCACCUUGCAGUGCCACCACCCCUGGGGGCUCUGCUUGCUUCUGUAGCUUUGGCAACUGGCAGAUGUUUAUGGCAGUUUAGGUGCCAGCAUGGAGGAUGGGGCUUGGGUUUGUAACCCAGCUCUCAAACAAACCAGCCUGUGGGGGCCCGGAGUAAAGCUGGUCUUGGGGAACCACAGGUACAGGGGUUCAUCUCCUUUCUUUCCUGACCCCUCCGACAGCUUCCGUGUUGGCCGCGGGUCAGGUGAAUGGAUGGAGCUCCGAGUGGGGCUCAGCUCAUUGGCACACACACCCACAGCGCGGAUCGAACGCUCUCUCCAGCAUCGCUCUGACCAUUCCAUGUGCUUUGUCCUGGCAUGUUCAUUCUUCACUUUCUCCACUUCGUUUUACUGAAAAGUUAAAUGCUUUAGGAAUCUGUGGUGUGUGGGCUCUGAGCACCGCCGCCUGCUGCUCCUUCAAAGUUUGAGCUGAGAUGGUUCCGUGAGCCCUUGGCAAGGGUCCAAGGGGAUGCCUCCUUGGGCUUAGACAGUCCCUACACUCUCAGGGGGUGCCUCUCCUGUGGACUCAGCGUAUCCACUGUUGGGGCAGUGAAGGUGUCAGGAGCCAGCAGAGCGUGGUGCGUGCUGCCAGCUGCCGGCCGGCCGGGAUGGAGAUGCCACUGGCCCUCCAUGUCCCCAGCCUCUCCCUCUUCACCGAGGCUGCUCUUGCUCUCUGCAGGAUCCUUGCGUCGCAUAUGAUGUGUGGUAGCAUAGCCGUGUCAGAAUCACAGUGUGUUUUCUGUCGUUCUAGUUCCAGGGUCGCCCCCGAGAGGACGACAGGCAUCCGGAAGUGCUCUCUCGCCACUCUGGGUGCUCACUGUCUGGCUUGUUUCCAUCACUGGAAAUCACUUAGACAAUUGUAGUGUUUUUGGUCCUUGAUAAAGCCUAGAAGACAUUUGUGAUGUUACAAAAUGGAAGUUUUUUUUUUGUUUUUGUUUUUUAAGAUCUAAGAAAUUGUGAAUGUUGUUAAUCAUUUAGACGUUGCAAUAAAUGUAGAGGAAAUGCAGUGUG